CCGUCUAUGGGGAAAAGAAACAAACGUCGUGGAUUCAAAGGAAAAAUCGGUCGUUUGACGAUUUUUUCGCUUUCUCGGCACAGAAACCUCAACCUCACUUUUUUGCUCGUAUCUUUGUACGUAUACCUACAACUCUAACUCUUAGGUCUCUUUAUAGUUGGCAUCGAGUAAAACGCGAAUAGAACAACUUUUGACGUUUUACGAUCGAACAGAUCACAUUGAUUUUCAUGAAUUUUUUCUUUCCAUUGAAAUACGAUGCUAAAAUGCAAGUCGAUAUAUAUAUACAUAUCUACAAGGUAUAUUUAGAUAUCUAUAUAAUUGAAGAAAGUAUUCAAAGUUGUAAAGAUUUUCUUAAGAUAACUAUAAUAACUAUCCCUUUGAGUUCGACGAUUCUAUAUAAUGAUUUUUCUUGCUUCCGAUUCCGAUCGAACGUCGUGCGGUUUGAUGGCCUACUCAAAACCGGAAUUGGGUUGGCCAAUGAAGCCGCGAAAACGACAACGACGAUGACGAUGACGACGAUGACGAGGAGAGAAGGAGGAAAAGGGAAACGAAAAAGGAAAGAAGAAUAAGAAAAGAAAAAGAAAAUGAAAAAGAAAAAAGACACGCGAAUGCUACUUUCAUUGUUGGCUAUGUUCCUACGAGAGAAAAAGAAGCUACCAUAUUAGAUAUUAAACCGAGCAUACAUCGACAUCGAGCACCCCACCUCAACGCCUUCCACAUCUUCUCUCUUCCUUGUUUAUGCGUAUUCGUAUACGGUGAAAAGAUGGAAAGAGAGGGACACGAUGAUCCACGCUAGCCUGGAUAUUCUACGAGCUUCACGCAUCGACAACGAGUUUCCAAGGAAAGUACUCUUCGCGAUAAUUGCAUGGUUUUACCGUCGUGCUAUGAUCUACGCAUCACCGAGUUACACACACACACAUAUAUAUAUAUAUUUAUACAUACGCACAUAGAUAAAUAGAUAGGUACAUAUGCAGCUAUAUAUAUCUAUGUUUAUAUAUAUAUAUAUAUAUAUAUACAAAGCAAAAGCCUGUUCAUCUCACGAAAAACACGUUAGACCGGAUUCGAAAUGGUCUAAUUGUUGCUCUUACAAAUCUGUUAGGAAUUCUUAUACAUUUUAUGGAAGAUGUCACGAGGAACGAUAUCCGAGAUAAGAGAUCGGUUCGCGAUUAGAAAUUAUUCGUGUUUGUUAUUACGAGAGAGAUUUAAUGAGAUCGAUGUAAAUGAUCGGGUAAAAUUUGUUUGCAGUUGAGAACUCCCGACAUAUAAAUGGAUUUCUUCGGAUCGUAUAAAAUCUUUCUUUCCUUCUUUUUUUUUCCUUUUCGUUUUUUCUUCUUUUCUUUCUUUCUUUCAUUUCUUUCCUUCUUUUCUUUUCUUUUUUUCUCCCUUACUUUUUCUUUUGUUUCGAAUGCUCUCUCUUACAGAGCGAAAUAAUAAUUUCACGGAAGACGAGAAAGAACGGAAGAGAUGGAAAGACUUUCUAAGUUGCGUUUUAUCGACGAGCGGCGAGAGUCGAGUGACCUUAUUUCGUAUACCGAGGUCACUCGAAUAGAUACAUCUCCACCCGAUUGUACGCACUAAUACGACCAAGUCAUGAUGGAAAAUUCGAAAGAGAGAGAGAGAGAGAGAGAGAGAUAGAGCUAUUUACCGUCUCGUUGAUUCCUUAUCGUAAAUCGAAUGAUCAAGCAAAAGAUCUUUAAUUGCGAGAAAAGAAAUCAAAGCCUUUAACGAACUGACAAUCUUCUUGGAUUUAAGAAAGAAAUAGAUAAUCGAUGAAAUAUUCUGUCUAUGAAUUUGACACACUACGCACCAUGCGCUGAGAUGCAACGUUUAUGACAGUUAACACCUGCUACCUGAACUAAACGUCACCGUACUUCUUUGUCGUCGACAAUUGGAGUAAGAACGAUGAUUAAGAGACUAGAGAUUUUUAGAAAACGUUCAACUUUACAACAACGUUAAAGGCAAGAAACGUCAAAGGCACGGUUUAGUCGUGUACUGCCAAGUAAAGAGAAGAGAUUCUUAUUCUUGAAAUCGUCGUAUCUCGAAAACUUCUCAAAGUAUAUAAGAGACAUGGAUCUUUAUGUUAAAAGUUUCUUUCUUAUCUACUUUUUGAUCCUUGCUAACGUUUUCACCGAAAAUACAACAAAAUCACCCGAUGAAAAUAAUUCUAAAUCGUUCGUAGAAUCGACAGAAGAUAAUCUAUCUCACGAGGAGGAUUUUACGACAGAGGCAACUUUAUUUAUUGCUACGGAAACUGAUGAAAAUUUGCUCUCGACGAUCGUUCUCGAAGGCGAUACUGAAAAUGUUACGAAUGAGUUUAAACCAAGCGUUCAUCUUGGAGAAAUCGAGGAACCAAGAACGAAGAUUAAUCCCUUCAACAAAGUGCAUCAUUUUAAAUUCGAAAACAGUUUUGACGUGGGAUCCCAUCAGAAUGAUUUACAAAACGUUAAGCAAAGAAUCCUUUACGACGUUAAGGAACAUCAAAAUGGUCGUAUUGUUUUUGAAGAUGACAAAAGAAAUUUUCAUAUCAGAAAGUAUCAACAAGUUUUACCAAAUUACGAGACGAUCCAACCGUUACACGUUACCGUCACGCAAAGUUCAAGGUCGCAUUUGGAUAAUUUCGGCGAACAAAAAGUUAUAAGCGAUCAUACGUUAUUACAGAAUUUCGAGAAACCGGUGUACCUAGAGGAACACACAUCGAUGAUAUUUGAUAAACCUAUGAGAUUUCCAAACGAACUUUUAUCUCUUGGUAAUGGGAACUUUGACGAUAAGAAUACGUUUUAUUUCGUGCCAGAUUAUCAUCUAAUGCCGAAUCAUCAAAAUAAUUAUUACAACGUCGAACAACAAGAAGGAAAUUACGGUAACGUUCAGAAACCAGAUAAUAUGAUGGUUUAUCUCGCACAGCAACACGAAUACACUACACUUCGCAAACAACCACAUUAUUAUUAUUAUUAUCAUCGGCCUUUAGGCUAUCACGAAAUGGACUUUUUAGGUGAGCCAAAACCCGCUAUGAUCUAUCCGAAAGGACACAGAAUUUCACCAUGGAAAAAGAUUAUUCAUUUGAUCGGAGCUUUCUUACCACUGGGAUUAUUAGUGGCAGCUCUUGCCCCUAACGUGAUCAAAAUUCAAAAUACGACGGAUCCCAACAUCGUUCUCUCAAAGUUGAGAGUCGUUGACCUGCCGAUCGAGCAUAAGGAAGCGAGAUUGAUCGAUGAACGGCAAACGAAUGUCUGCGAGGAAAGAUCGAUAUGCGAAUUGAUAUUGGAAGGUGGUAAACCAGGAACGAAUAUAGCGCAAAAUGUUCUUUGGAAUUUGGCUAUUAGAUCUAAUGAAGAAAUGAUAAGAAAAAUUGGCCUCCAGGAAAUAUUUGAAGCAGUGAAAAAGAAGAAUUGCGCGACGAUCGUUUGUUAAAUCUCAAACGAAAGAAGGAAGCGAGUAUCGUGGGUGACAUAAGCUAUUGUUCCUCUCUCCACUCCAAUUUUUCUCUCCCUCUUUCUUUCUCUUCUUCUUUCCAAUCACUGAACUCGGAAUAGCCAUUGUCUUUUCAAAAGUUCGCGUAAGAUAAUUAGUCUUCUUUUCGUUCUGACUGUGAAAGUGUGUCCUUCCAAGAGUAAGGAAAGAAAGAAAGAAAGAAAGAAAGGUAAAGAAAAGAAGUAAGAAGGACGAGAAGAAGAUUGUUUGCAGAAGCAUCGCAGUAUUAUUAUCAUCAAUAUCUCGUUCGAGAAUUCGUCUCGUGUAUGCACUCGUCUCGUACUCGCAAGUGAAAGUAGUCACUGGGUAUAUAAGUGGGUCAACGCUAGUCCAUUCUGGACCAUCGUUCUCACUCGUGAAACUCAGUCAUUUUUUUCCUUAUACAUACAUACAUACAUACAUAUAUAUAUAUAUAUAUAUAUAUAUAUAUACAUACACACACACACACACACACACACACACACACACAUAUAUAUAUAUAUAUUUAUAUAUAUUUAUACAAAUAUUUAUACAAAUACAUUACUCGAUUUUCAGUAAUACGUAAUUAUAUUAAGUUGUCAUUGCACAGAUGUACGCAUUUAUCUUUGUUAAAAAACUGAAAAUCAAAUAGUCCAUUUUUGAUAAAGUCACGAAAGAUAAUAAUAAAUGUAUAUUAGUUUUACGACGAAGCAACAAUUUUUGUUAUGAUUUAUGUACGACACCUGCCAGGAGAAUAUAGAAAAUUGUGGAUUAGACGUGGAUUAGAUGAACGAUUAGACUUUCGAAAGAAAAAGAAGAAAAAGAAAUAUCAUUCGAGAAUCGCGAAGGAAGAGAAGAAUACCGGAUGGAAAUCGUAUUUUGGGUCGCAAAGUUGAUUUUCACUUCGAGGAAUGCGUAAGAAAGGCCGAGGACAACGGCGCGUUGAUCGCUAGACCAAGAUUGAUUAGUUUCUUCUUUUCUCUUAUCUUUUUUUCUUUUUUUUUUUUUUUUUCUUUUUUUCGCAAAAGAAAAUAAAAAUAUACGCAAUCGAUCGCAUCCUCGAUAUCCUUUUCUCUUCUCUUUUUUCUUUCUUUUUUUCUUUUCUUUUUUUUUUUUUUCGUUAUCACUUAUAUAUCCUUCUUUCUGAUUAACUAGGAACUAAUCGUACGAUGUAUGUUGGGCGUUCAACGAAAGUGAGCCACUUUUUAUACGGGUUCUACUUUGGAAACGACCAUAGACCGAUUGCUACUUAGAGCGGAUCAACGAGAUAGCUCGUAAAGUACGAUUUAACGAUUUAGAAUCUUUUUGCGACAGAUGUUCCUAAUCCGUUCUUUUAUUUAUCCGGUCAAUCGUCAUAAUUUACGUUUAAUACGAAAUCACGUGAUGUCAUAUCCAAUUAUCAUCAGCAUCAUCAUCAUCAUCAUCACCAUUAUUAUUAUUAUUAUCAUUAUUAUUAUUAUUAUUAUCAUCAUCAUAAUCAUCAUCGUUUUCGUCGUCAUCGAGAGUGAGAAAAAGAGAUAAGACAGCGAUAAAAAUAUCACAGAAGGUAGACGAGUUUUCUUAAAAGAAAUCGUGCUACGAUAUUACGAGUAAUUAAAUCGACGAGAAUAGUAUGCGUGUAAUAAAGUACUAGUAGGAUAAAAUUUGCAUAUAGUAAACGUUCGAAAGCCAAACGUUGU
Molecule: messenger RNA, 5105 nt
Organism: Vespa crabro (European hornet)
Lineage: Eukaryota; Metazoa; Arthropoda; Insecta; Hymenoptera; Vespidae
Exons: 4
Coding region: 2068-3408 (446 amino acids)
Source: RefSeq, a predicted model, not a curated record